Messenger RNA from Notodromas monacha, 540 nucleotides. The record is from the annotation of a GenBank genome assembly. Lineage: Eukaryota; Metazoa; Arthropoda; Ostracoda; Podocopida; Cyprididae.
AUGCUGAAGUUGGAGGCAAAGGGUUUGGCUCUGGCGAUAAUUGGACCCACGCUGGUCGAUCUCAGCAUCGUUCNCGUUCUCAACAAACAUUUGGACGAGAUCGGCUUGGUUUUUGUCGCAAGAUCAUCCGGAUACUUUCUGGGUUCCGUAAUGGUCGCCAUUAUAUUCGAUCACGGACAUCGCCUGGAAAUCUACGGAGCAGUGAAUAUUCUCGGCGGAAUCUCAAUCUGUGUGGCGCCGUUGAUGUUCAACUUCUGGGGAUUCUGCUUUGUGAUCUUCCUGUCCGGCCUUUUUACCGGUGUCAUGGAUGCAGGCGGGAACGUGAUGCUGCUGUCCCUGUGGGAAGGCGGCAGUGCCCCGUACAUGCAGGCCCUGCACUUCUUCUUCGGCCUCGGCGCCUUCCUCACUCCGCUCAUCUCCGAGCCCUUCCUGUCCCCGGACGUGAACCGGGAACAACUCCUGCACAACGAAACCGUCUCCUUCCUGCUCGACAACGGGACAGUGAGCAAAGUGGACGCCCACGUGGACCGAGACGAGGUG